This is a messenger RNA of Neogale vison (American mink), 1416 nucleotides long. RefSeq names its product hydroxysteroid 17-beta dehydrogenase 1 (gene HSD17B1). Gene Ontology annotation, molecular function: estradiol 17-beta-dehydrogenase [NAD(P)+] activity. The coding region runs from base 459 to 1400 and encodes 313 amino acids. The record is from RefSeq and is a predicted model, not a curated record. NCBI's taxonomy places the organism in Eukaryota, Metazoa, Chordata, Mammalia, Carnivora, Mustelidae. Gene Ontology annotation, biological process: estrogen biosynthetic process. Gene Ontology annotation, cellular component: cytoplasm. The transcript is spliced from 6 exons.
UUUCUCCCUGCCCCCUUGCUUUGGCCUCCCCAUUUCUGAUACUAACACCCGACCUUGGAACCCGGAAUGCCCUCCCAAAACGUUUACUUUCACCACUCCCCCUCCCCGCAGCCAACUUUGGAACCUGUAAUUGUCUCUAUGGGACAGAGGCACACCCAGGGGAAGAUGUGCCCAGGGCACUCAGUGCCCACAUCUAGUCCCAAAGCUUUGCCUUGCCUCUGACCAGCCACCGAAGAACGGUAUUCCCAGCAGGGGCCUCAUCUCCACCUUGACCAGGAGCAGGACAAGGAGAGCAGGCCCCAUUCCCGAAGGAGGGCUCAGCCUUGAGAUUAGGUUGGAGACACAACAAGGGGUGGGGACCCCGAGGGCGGGGGCGGGGCGGAGCAGGUUAGAUUAAAGAGCUCAGAGACCCGAGUCUUGAGCGGUGCGCUCCCGGGACCUCUCCCCACGGUCUCCCCAUGGACCGCACCGUCGUGCUCAUCACCGGCUGUUCCUCCGGCAUCGGCCUGCACCUGGCCCUGCGUCUGGCGUCCGACCCCUCCCGGAGCUUCAAAGUGUAUGCCACGCUGCGGGACCUGAGGGCGCAGGGCCCGCUGUGGGAGGCAGCCCGGUCCCGAGGGUGCCCUCCUGGCUCCCUGGAGACGUUGCAGCUGGACGUGAGGGACGCGGAUUCUGUGGCCGCUGCCCGGGCACGCGUGACCGAGGGCCGCGUGGACGUGCUGGUGUGUAAUGCGGGGCGGGGUCUGCUCGGGCCGCUGGAGGCGCAUACGGCUGGCGCAGUGGGGUCCGUGCUGGACGUGAACGUAGCCGGGACGGUGCGGACACUGCAGGCCUUCCUGCCCGACAUGAAGCGCCGCCGCUCGGGACGCGUGCUGGUGACCGGGAGCAUGGGCGGCUUGAUGGGGCUGCCGUUCAACGCGGUUUACUGCGCCAGCAAGUUCGCGAUCGAAGGUCUGUGCGAGAGUCUGGCGGUUCUCCUGCCUCCCUUCGGGGUCCACGUGAGCCUCAUCGAGUGCGGCCCGGUGCGCACCGCCUUCCUGGAGAAGCUGGAGGGCGUCACGGGCGGUGUGCUGGACGGCGCGGACGCCGAGACCCGCCACCUCUUCUCCCGCUACCAGCGCCAUCUGGAGCAGAUCUUCCGCGAGGCGGCGCAGGACCCGGAGGAGGUGACCGAGGUCUUCCUCGAGGCACUUCGCGCCCCGCGCCCUGCUCUGCGCUACUUCAGCACCGAGAGCUUCCUGCCACUGGCGCACCUGCGCCUGGCGGACCCCAGCGGCUGCAGCUACGUCGCCGCCAUGCACCGCGCGGUGUUCGCCGACGAGCCCGCGGAGGAACCCACCUCCGCGGCCCCGGGCGGCCCCGUGCUCCGCGCUCCUCCCGCCGCCGCCGCCCCGCAAUAAAGGCUUGGUCCGCUGC